Molecule: messenger RNA, 2405 nt
Organism: Haplochromis burtoni (Burton's mouthbrooder)
Lineage: Eukaryota; Metazoa; Chordata; Actinopteri; Cichliformes; Cichlidae
Product: rho guanine nucleotide exchange factor 7
Exons: 2
Coding region: 938-1582 (214 amino acids)
Molecular function (GO): protein binding
Source: RefSeq, a predicted model, not a curated record
GGGGGAACUUGCACAAUCGGUGGCUGACUAAAUACUUUUUUGCCCCACUGUAUAUAAAUAAAAUUGAGCUGAAAUUGAAUCCUGGAAUCUGCAGCUGUUUAGAAAUGGCCCAUUAAUUCUGGCCGUUCCAAAGCCUUGACUUUAAUCCUUUUGAAAGUUUGUAGACUGUGCUUAAAGCCAGGGCCAUACCAGGAAACCAAUUAAUUUAAGUGAACUCUAGCACUUAUGCUAAGAAGAGUGGACAAAUAUACAGCCAGACUUAGCCAUCAACAACAUUCAGGCAUAUCUAAAGUAUCUGGUUGAGGUGCACCUUACUAAGAGAUAUUUUACCAGAUAUUAGUAGGGCUGUAUGUAGACUUUUGACCCUGUGUGAAUUAGAAAAAAAUUCAAAAAUAUAUUAAAACUUGAAAUUCUGCUGUGCAGAGUGUGGUGGAAGCGUGCGGACUCAAAUGCAUGGAGGUGUCCGUAAAGAUGAGUGUUAAUUACAUGAGUGCCUAAAGUAGAUCCGAUUCCAGAAACAGGAAACUGAAAAAGUACAUGGAAAAAUACAAACCCUAGGAAAACCAAGAAUAAGAGAUUUAAAGAAAAGAAAAACUACAAUCCAAAAAGUUUAAACUCACUGAGUAAACAGACCCAGGAUAUAGUAAAGAUGUGUACACUCAUUUCACCCUAAGAAAAGGAACAGUUAAAAGAAAUCAAUGCCCAAAAUGACCACAACAUUCAUGCCCAUGAAGCGUGUAUGCAAGCUUCAGACCACACCUGUACCUGGCUAGAAGGCUGAAAGAGUUCUUACAUUAAUCCUGUAUACCAUGACUCUACUGCAGUCCCAACCAGAAGUUGAUUGUAUGUGACCACAGUCCCUCCUGUUGUUGUUUCUCUGCAGCUCAUCAGUGAUGGCAGUGUGGUGUAUGCAGAGGGGCUCUGGGACCAUGUUACCAUGGAUGACCAGGAGUUAGGUUUCAAGGCCGGUGAUGUCAUUGAAGUAGUGGAUGCAACUAACAAAGAGUGGUGGUGGGGUCGCAUCAUGGACAGUGAGGGCUGGUUCCCUGCCAGCUUUGUACGGUUGCGUGUGAACCAGGACGAACCCAUGGACGAGUAUCUGGCCCACCUAGAGGAGGCUCAGGCUGGAGAAGAGGACCGGGCAAGUCUGGGCCUGUUGCUGGGACCUGGUUUACCCUGCAAAGAGCAGAUGAGAACAAAUGUCAUCAAUGAGAUUAUGAGCACAGAGAGAGACUACAUCAAGCACCUGAAAGACAUCUGUGAGGUUUGCAUUGAAAUUGAUUGGUGUUUUACUUGGGACAUAUCUGUUCGAGCUUCAUCUAGAAAUCGAUUUCUAGAUGAGGAACUUUUUCUGCUUAACUCUCUUGUAUGUCUCCAAUAUAUCUGCCAACCCUCUAAAUGUCUAAAUUCUCCCGUAGUUUCAUUGACCAUCUCAUUUUGCCAUUUUUCUCAUCCCAUUAUUUGCUUGACCAGCUCGAACUUUAUUGUGAAUAACUGUAUUACACCUGUUCUGAGUAUCAACACACACAUGCAGUCCGCACACUCCCCACAGUAUUUAACCUGCAGCCUGAUUCAAGUCUAGGGUGCAUGAUAAUGUUUACACAGGUUACAUCCUUCCAUUCAUUUUCUUUACCGCUUGUACAAGCUCCAGCACCUGAGUGUCACUGAGCUUAGCCCAACUGUUAAUGCAUAAGAGGCCUGAGGAUUGAUCACAGGGCUGACAAAUAAGGACAAACUGUUAUUUACAUUCACAUUAAUAUCUAUGAAAUGUAGAUAUUUAUGAGUAAAUCAUGUCUUUGGACUGUGGGCAGAGUACAGACCAGCACAGGGACUUGCUGAAUGAAUUACAACCCUCUCUUAGCUUUUGUUGUUGCCUCUUUUUUUUAAGGGCAAGACUUUAAAACGUGCAAUAUUUUGUAAUAAAAAAAAAGACAAACAAUGCUUCUUUAUUAAAGUGUACAACAAGCCAGAGUCACAUUUUCAACAGACAUGUCAUCUUCCAGGUCAGAACUUUAAUCUAAGAAUUCAGUUCAGUUCAGUUUUAUUUAUACAUCAAACUAGAUUCGCCUCAAGACCCUUUACAAUGUGCAACAGAGACCCUACAAUAAUACAGGAGCCCCAAAGAUCAAGCACUUGGCAACCGUGGGAAGGUAAAACUCCCUUUUAAAAGGAAGAAACCUCCCUCAUGGAGGGGGUGGCCAGUUUGGUUUGAGGAGAGGGAGACAGGACCAAAGACACCCUGUGGAAGUGAAGGUUAAUACUCCAAGAAUGCAAAAUUCCACCAAAGCACUCACUCCCUGGGCACUAUUUACUUUGGCUUUGUAUACAUUUAUGAGUUUUCUGGCUCUUUCCUUUAACGACAAAUCUAUCUAUCUAUCUAUCUAUCUAUCUAUCUAUCUAUCUAU